This is a messenger RNA of Drosophila ananassae, 782 nucleotides long. RefSeq lists its product as uncharacterized. The record is from RefSeq and is a predicted model, not a curated record. Lineage: Eukaryota; Metazoa; Arthropoda; Insecta; Diptera; Drosophilidae. The transcript has 2 exons. The coding region runs from base 53 to 721 and encodes 222 amino acids.
UAAAACGUCGUUUAGUAGUCUGGCGGUUGCCGUCGCAAACAGAUCGAAAAGUAUGGAGGUUCCGGCGACUAUCUUGGGGCUCUGGAUCGCCCUAUGCUUCGCCACAAACCCGGAGGUUGAGGGGGCCAGAUUUAGAAUGCCCAACUUGUCAGGGAAUUUAAAAUCUUGGAACUGCCAGGCGGACAACAUUGGAACCCAGUUAAACUUGACAACCCUAUCCGGGUAUUGGUACGAAGCUGCCCGGGUACCCAACGUCGAAGUUAUGGAGUGCCUUAAUGUCUCGGUCCCCAACGGAAUAGUGAAUAAUACAUUAUCCUUGGGCUUGAACUAUAUCGAUACGACCAAUGGAGGCAGAUCAUUCACCAACGAAUCCGUUGAUUUUCCUUGGAAUAACUCAACCCAACAUGGAAUUUUUGAACUGCAGUUCGAAAAGGUGUCUGUAACCUACAAACUGGUGUUCACGGACAACGCCGACGUCGCCUUCAUCUGUGGCUACGGAAGCAUAUCCCCCAUUCCUCUUUUUAAGCUUCUAACCAGGGAGCGGGAGAUUAGCGCGGAGAAAAUUGAAAUCGUCAAGAAUAUUGCAAAGAUUUAUGGAGUGGACUCGAUGAUUUCAUGGCAGGAUCAGUCGCCAGGGACGUGCAAUGGAUCCUGGGGCCUAACUCCUCUAAGAAUUCUAGUAGUUUCAAUCGCAUUUGUUUGGUUGCCAAAGAGUUUUUAACUAAAUUAUCAUCAUUUGAAUUUCUCUAAACGCUUAUCAGUGUUCGUUGUUUUAUCACUCA